GUUGAGUUGGCUGGCCAUAUUCGAGCCAGUUCGUGCUAAGAGAGACGGUGCUGGUGCUCUCUCUCCAACCGCUGUCAUUCUCUACCCAACGUCAAACACGGUUCCACCGACAGUAUUGUGGCUGAAAAAAGAUUAACCAACUCCCUGAAAGUCUUCUUGUGUUUUUCUGUGAAUUUCGUUUCAUUGUGCAAUCCUCUCUGUGGUCCGCCAUAGUGGGGAAGUUCCCGACUGGUCCGAGAGUUCUUUUUGUAACGUUAGGCUCGACCGUCGAAAACACCAUCGAAAAUGUCAGGCAAUCAGGGAAUGGAAUCCCUUAUUCCUCUCGUGAAUAAAUUGCAAGAUGCCUUCACUUCGUUGGGGGUGCAAAUGUCUCUUGACCUACCCCAAAUUGCUGUUGUGGGUGGUCAAAGUGCAGGAAAAAGCUCUGUGCUGGAAAAUUUUGUCGGCAGGGAUUUCCUACCUCGUGGCUCUGGCAUUGUCACUCGACGUCCCCUUAUCUUGCAGCUGAUCAACUCUCCUCAGGAAUAUGGAGAGUUUUUGCACUGCAAAGGAAAGAUCUUUGCUGACUUUGAUGAGAUUCGUAAGGAAAUUGAGGCAGACACUGACCGAUUAACUGGUACCAACAAAGGAAUAUCCAACUUGCCCAUCAAUUUGAGAGUAUACUCUCCUCACGUUCUUAAUUUGACCCUGAUUGAUUUGCCUGGCUUGACGAAAAUUGCCGUCGGUGACCAACCUAUCGACAUUGAGAUGCAAAUACGUAGCAUGAUCCUCACCUAUAUCACAAAAUCUAGUUGCCUCAUCCUGGCUGUUACCCCUGCCAACAUUGAUUUGGCCAAUUCGGAUGCUUUGAAACUGGCCAAAGAAGUAGAUCCUGCAGGUUUGCGAACAAUUGGUGUCAUCACCAAGCUGGAUUUGAUGGACGAAGGAACGGAUGCUCGAGACAUUUUGGAGAACAAGCUGCUGCCGUUGCGGCGCGGCUACGUCGGUGUGGUCAACCGUAGCCAAAAGGAUAUCGACGGACGCAAAGACAUUAAAGUGGCUGUAGCGGCCGAGCGCAAAUUCUUCCUCGGCCACCCAUCCUACCGCCAUAUGGCCGAGAGAAUGGGAACGCCCUACCUUCAACGUGUUCUCAAUCAGCAGCUCACUAACCACAUCCGUGAAACGUUGCCAGGAUUGAGAGACCGUCUCCAGAAACAAUUGCUGAGCAUGGAGAAGGAAGUGGAACAGUUCAAACACUUUCGUCCCGACGACCCGAGCAUCAAGACGAAAGCCAUGCUACAGAUGAUCCAGCAGCUCCAGUCGGAUUUCGAGCGGGCCAUCGAAGGUUCUGGCACGGCCAAUAUUAACACGAUGGAACUGUCUGGCGGUGCCAAGAUCAACCGCUUGUUCCAUGAGCGUUUCCCAUUCGAAAUUGUCAAGAUGGAGUUUGACGAGAAAGAGUUGCGCCGCGAAAUUGCGUUCGCCAUCCGCAACAUCCACGGUAUUCGCGUCGGUCUCUUCACUCCCGAUCUUGCCUUUGAGGCCAUCGUCAAGAAGCAGAUAUCCCGCCUAAAGGAACCUUCCCUCAAGUGUAUCGAUUUGGUCGUCGCCGAGUUGACUAACGUCGUCCGCUUCUGCGCCGAAAAGAUGAACCGUUAUCCACGACUACGCGAAGAAGCCGAGCGUAUCAUCACGACACAAAUUCGCGAGCGUGAGCAGCGAUGCAAGGACCAGAUCAUUCUCCUCAACGAGUGCGAGUUGGCUUACAUGAACACCAACCACGAGGACUUUAUCGGAUUCGCAAAAGCGGAGAGCAUCUCUAUGACACGCGCCCAGCAGUCGUCGGAGAAUGCCAGCAAUACAGGACGAAAGCUUGGCAAUCAAGUCAUCCGCAAAGGCUACAUGUCCAUCUCCAAUUUGGGCAUCAUGAAAGGCGGUUCGCGAGAUUACUGGUUCGUUUUGAGCUCGGAGACCCUGUCGUGGUACAAAGACGACGAGGAGAAAGAUAAGAAGUACAUGCUGAAUCUGGACGGUCUGAAGCUGCGUGAUAUCGAGCAAGGAUUCAUGUCUCGUCGGCAUGCCAUUGGCCUUUUCAAUAAAGACGGUCGCAAUGUGUACAAGGAUUACAAGCAGCUGGACCUGAGUUGCGAGACUCAAGAUGAUGUCGAUUCGUGGAAGGCUUCUUUCUUGCGUGCUGGUGUCUACCCCGAAAAGUUGUCUGAUACCACCAACGGCGAAGAUUCUGCUGAUCGCGAGAAUUCCGCUUCGAUGGAUCCCCAACUUGAGCGACAGGUUGAAACUAUUCGUAAUUUGGUCGAUUCGUACAUGAAAAUCGUGACCAAGACCACGAGAGAUUUGGUGCCCAAGACGAUCAUGCACUUAAUGAUCAACGAUACCAAGGAUUUUAUCAUGGCUGAGCUGCUGGCCAACCUCUACGCUACUGGCGACACGAACAACAUGAUGGAAGAGAGUGCCGAGGAGGCCGUCAAGCGAGAGGAAAUGUUGCGAAUCUACCACGCCUGUAAAGAAGCCCUGAAGAUUAUUGGUGACGUGUCGAUGGCCACAGUUUCAACGCCCGUUCCUCCGCCCGUUAGGGGUGGCGACGACUACUUCAGGUCUGGACCUGAUAAUUCAAGUAUCGGUCAGCGAGUGUCACCACCGUCUCCUGGCGGUCCUAACCGUCGUCCAAUGAGUGGAGUCGCUCCAGCUCCCGCUCCUGGUCCGGGAUCAUCGGUCAGCCGAGCUCCACCGGCUCCUCCGGUGACUGGCCGCCCCGCACCGGCCGUACCUAAUCGCCCUGGAGAUGCAACCGGAAGGGCCCCACCGGCACCACCUUCGCGUCCCGGCGGAACUGCGCUCCCACCGCCACUUGUGCCAACUCGGCGCACGUAAAAAGAAAACAAACGAGAAAGUGAACAAACUAAUAAAACAGAGAGAGAAAAUUCUCCCCUCCCGAGAAAAACGGUUAUUCAUGUAUCACAUUCGUCACACGCUAGAAAAAAAAAAACCCCUCUUCAUCAUCCAGUCACACACACACACACACACACGUGCACUCUCUGGAGAGAAAUAGAAAAAAAUUAGAAAGAAAGAAAAGAAUUGGACAAAACUUUUGUUUUGUGUAUUUGUUUUUAUAAAUUCCCAAGAAAUUUAUUAUUGUACCGCCUGUUUUUUGUCGUUCGACUUUUCUUUCUUUCUCUUUUUUUGAAUCCAUCAAUGCGGUCGGAUGGUCUUAUAGCUUCUCCUUACUAAAAAAAUAAAUGCUAAUGUUGUGUGCACUCGAUCUAUGUACGUUGUUUGUAUGCUCCCCAUCUCUCUCUCUCUCUACUUUUUGCUUUUGGGUUUAUUUUCUGGGGUCAUUUGAACUCGUUUUUUUGUUUUUCCUUUUUUACUUUUGUUUUUUCUUCGAUCCAUAUGCAAAAAACAAAACAAACAUCCGUAUCGUGUGUGUGUGUGUGUGUGUGUGUAAAAAUCCCGAAAUAAUGUAAUACCGAAAUAUCCUGAAACACAACCAAACCAAAACACAGGCGAGGAGUAGGAGGAGGUUCCCAGCAGCCCGGCAUCGUCUUACCGCAGCGCGUCCAGCAAGCAGUAGUCAACGUCGCCGUCAAUGAAAUGGUCGGCGCUCUCGGGAAGCAGUUUAAAUUCAAUUAGAAACAAAAAUCAAACAGGAUCUGAUAUGAUCACACAAACAAAUUUGAAACGAAUCAUCAAAUAAUACCCACACCCUCCUUCCUCUCCUCUUUCCCGAAACAUUCCGUUACUGUAUCUCCUCCUGUCUAGAAAAAAGAAUUUGUUGUGUCGAUUCAAAAGUCGAGAAAAACAAAAAACUCCCAAACAAAUUUAAACGAAAACGUUUUGUGUUUGAAUUUUCGCUGCCUCUCCCACACGUUCGUUUUCUCUUGUUAUCUUUCUCUCUCACACUACUCUUUCUAGAACAAAGAAAUGUUCACUACGUAACUGUAGUCGAAUAGCACUACGUCGUAUUGCUGUUAAAUCUCAACCGCGUCGAUUUCUAUAUCAAUAUCAGUGGCCGUCAGCGAAAGAAAUUUGAUCAAACCGAAAAAAACUAAAGAAUUCAGUCGGACUGGUGAGAAAAGUCCUUAAAAAAUUAUAAAAGAACCUUUAGGCCAUGUUAUUGUUUCUUGUUUUUCCAUUCAUCCUCCUUUGAAAAACACAAACUUAACGUUCUAAAAGUUAAUAAUAAUAAAAAAGUUUGAUGUGGUUUCAAAAAAGAAUCCGAAUAGUAAAUUUGUUUUUUCCAUUAUUUGCUUGGGAUCCGAUUCCAUAUUUGAAAAGAGUUGUUUGUUAAUUAGAUCAUCUCUGUCUCUAAAUCACUCCUAAUUGGCUCUUGGGUUUGUUUUCACAGCACUUGCGUCUAACACACAGUUUGUUUAUUGCGUCGUUUCCUUAAUGAUAUAUAUACAUACGAGAAACUAUGUCCAUAUAUCCUACCCCCCCAAAAAAAAAUUCACGUUGAUGUUUGUCUUCGGAAAUGUUUUUAGUGCCGACACGCUAUACUAUACUGUCGUAGUCCAGUUAAUAGUACACGAAAAAAAAAAUUGUGUGUUACCCAGAUUGAUGUUAUACCAAAAUCGAAGAAGAAGAAAAUAAGAGCCAGGGAAACGAUUAGCAAAGAAAUUAAAAAGCAGACAGAUUGACUAAAUAAAUAAUGAAAGAGAGAGUUAAGGACACACCGCCUCGUCCCCACAGUUAUCAUCAAUAUACACCAUUUCUGUUCCCCCGAAAAACAAAAUAGUUUUGUACAGUAGUGUUUUUUUAUGCUUUCCCUUUCAAAUCAAACGGGUUCAAUUCAUUCGAGAGAAAACGAACAUGUCAAAUGAACGGAAACAAAAUUCCCAAAUCCGAUUUUUGUUGUUACGAAAGAUCUUUUUUUCUUCUUUUCUCUGAUUUCUUGUUUUAUACAUAUUAUAUUAUCAUUACAGGGGGAAUUUGUGUGUGUGUGUGUUUGUACGAUGCUUGGGGCCCAUCAUCUCCACAAAAAAAGGAAACAAAAAUAUGUGUCUAUCUCUCCCUUAUUUACUUUCAUCAUUCCCUUUUAAACCUGAAUCUCUCCGAGCUAAACUCUCGAAUCCAUUUACCGAAUACAAUUUGUUGAAAAUUCAA
Molecule: messenger RNA, 5103 nt
Organism: Daphnia pulicaria
Lineage: Eukaryota; Metazoa; Arthropoda; Branchiopoda; Diplostraca; Daphniidae
Gene: shi
Product: dynamin-like
Exons: 16
Coding region: 286-2871 (861 amino acids)
Biological process (GO): receptor-mediated endocytosis
Cellular component (GO): synapse; cytoplasm; microtubule
Molecular function (GO): GTPase activity; microtubule binding; GTP binding
Source: RefSeq, a predicted model, not a curated record